Molecule: messenger RNA, 4015 nt
Organism: Capsicum annuum
Lineage: Eukaryota; Viridiplantae; Streptophyta; Magnoliopsida; Solanales; Solanaceae
Exons: 9
Coding region: 2798-3364 (188 amino acids)
Molecular function (GO): protein binding
Source: RefSeq, a predicted model, not a curated record
GUGUAAUAACCAUGCCUUAAAUAAAUAAUAAAUAUGAUCUAAAUUGGCUAUAUAUGCACAUUGCCUCUAUCUGGGGAUACCCGAACGCUCACACCCGACCCAAUUCAUAAAGGGGUUUAGGGUUUAAGCAAAUCCAAUUUUGGACAUAUUAAACCCAACAAUUAAUAAUUCAAUCUUUCUAUAAAAUUCAACUUGAUUACUUUAAUGAUGUUUCUCCGACAAGCUUCUUCUAACUUGCUCAAAAUAUUCCGGUUUUGCCCUCAAUCACUUCAAAGAAGUUCCCCAAUUUUGCUAUCCAAUGCUGCUUUCGUUCGUCAGCCACGCAUCUACAUUUUUGACAGGAAAAUGUAGAUUUCCAGUGAGCUUGGUUCUGUUUGGACCAGCUGAUAUUCACUACUCUUAUGGGGUGCUGUAUCUUCACGGGAAAUACAAGGAUUCAGAGGCUCUGAUUCGCGAUUCCAUUCGGAUUUCUAUAAUAGCAUGAUCUUUGUUUCUGUUGUUACAAAUUUGUUUACCAUUGUAGGAUGGAGGUCAAGGUGAAUCAAUGAUAUGCACCAAGAGGAUGCCACAUCUAGCUGAGGUUGCUCUUCUAUUCUUUUUUGGAUUUGCAGCAAGAUUAUGCAAAUAUUGCUUGUGCAUACAGUGAAAACCAUUGAGGUUACUCUCGCUGGUUACAGUUGAUCUAGCUUACAGUAGUCCCAUACGAAGCGACCGAGCACUAUUUUUUUGUCAAUUCCGUGUGACUGAGACUUAAAACUUAUUUUUGUGGUGGACAAGUAAAGGAUGCUACAGAAGAUUGAUUAAAUGUUGCAUCUGAAUAUGUCCUCCUAAGAGCUACGCUUGUUAUUAUUCUAAAAAGGACUUAUUCAAUCGUGGAAAGAGCAAAUUGACCUGGUGCAUAAGCUAGAUAUUUUUCCUUCUUUUUUUAACAAUGUAAGUAACUCUAUCAAAACUUGGCCAAGGUACAUUCCAACUUCUUGCAUAAAUAGCUGAUUUGUUAGCCUGUUAUAGUUUCAAUACUUGGGUAGUAGCUCUGGUCUUGACUAGCUCCACAAUAUGAACAUCUGUUGAUCAUAUAAGGAAUGUCAUCUGAACCAUGAAUAUUCUUCAUGUAUUUUGUUAGUAAUUCAACAACUUGCAUCUUGGCAGAUCGAAAGAGAGAAUGUCACGUAUACACUUAGCAUGUUUCUUGAAAUUAAAGUUGUCAUUCUCUACAUUAGGGGGGAAAGGCAUUGCAAAUGACUUGGUUUGCUAUAAUUGGGUUUCCUGUUUUAUUUUCCUUUUCUUUUAAGGAGGCUGUCUAUUAUCUCUUUUUUUCAUCCUUUGCUCAUCUUAUAGCACAUCUUAGUAUUCUGAAAGUAUUGAGCUGCUGCUCAAUUCAAGAUGAGUAAUUGUAACAGACCUGUCUGCUUUUGUCUGUAACAAAAUGCUGAAUUACUUGGUAAAGUUGGCUUUCUAUCUACUUUCCUUAUAUAUAUAUAUAUUAAAUCUGACUGCAUCGAAAAGGCUGAGAAUGAUCCUGCAUAUUAUGGAAUUAGCAAAGGUAUACUAACCUCUCUUUCUUCCCCGAAUGUUCCAUUGUUCCAAUCUGCUUAAGAAAUGCUCAUCUGAAGUUAUACUCCAGUUCCGCAGUUCGUAUUGCCCAUUUUUGGAGUGCUGACAUCUUCAUUGUGUAAUUGGUAGUUUAAAAUGCAUAUUACUGAUUCUACUUUGUUUUCAUAGGUGCUAAAAUUUUAACAACACAACAACAACAUACCAAGUGUAUUCUCACAAAAUGGGGUCUGAGGAGGGUAAAGGUACACAGUCCAUACCACUACCUCAAAUGAAGUAGAGAGGCUACUCAAGACAAAUAACAGUAUAACAAACAAAAAACAUAAAAUCAAGCAACAAAGUGGGAUGACACACCACUAGAUAAUAAAAGAAACAAGCCACCCAUAAAGUAAUACUAUAAACUAUCUAUCCGAAAUCACAAACAUCACCAAAACACCACGAACAAAAAACUUUAAGACACAUGCAUAACACUAUAACUAUAGGUAAAACUGCAAACAAGGCACUCCUAUCUAUUAGUAAGGAUGCACACCUACCCACUAAUCCUUCUGUUUCAGUGGGGAAACAAGACCUAUCUCUACAUCUCUAUCUAAACUGUUCAAGCAGCAAAAAAGCAUAGAGAGAAAAGACAAACCCUCCAAAGUUUUCUGUUUGUUGCUUUCCUCAACGUCUGACUAAAGUUAUGCUUUAGUAUGAUUGUGUAGUAGUCUAAACACUCAACUUAACUUUGUUACUAAACUAACAGGCAAAGCGAGGACAUUUCUAUUGAGUUUCCAAAAUUCAAUUCAAAUUAUGAUAAUUGGAGCGCAGGGUGUGUGUGUGUGUGGAGGUGGGGAUUCUUUGUUAUGUGAAUGACGGUAGUAUUGUGCUUAGUCUUGUUGCAAUAUCAUUUGUUAGUGUCUCCAGGCACUAAUUUUCAGUUUUCAGCAAAAUGUCAAAGCUGCUUAAGCUAAUAAAUUCCUUUUGCUCGGUAAAAUAUCAUGAUCAGAAUGCAAACAUAUCCUAAUGCUUUCGGAUUUAUUCACUCGUGAUCUUAGAGAAAAGGCCGAGAAAGAUAUUCAGAUCUAAUUACUCAUAUGGGUAAACUGUGACUUCAAAUUUUACUCAUGCCAAACCUUCCCCCAAGUUUUCAUGCCUGAAGAUUCAUAUGCUGAUCAGACAGAACUGAAAUGAUAGGAUUCCAUUGUUCUGGUUAUGUUUGCGUUUCUUUCCGUUUAAAGCCUCUAGUGACCAAAAUCAUGGAACUCUGAUGAAUAAUUUUCCCUUUUAUUCUUCUGAAAUGAUUCUGUAUUCUGAGAACCUUGUUGCUCUGUAUCCAUACUCUCUUUUCUCAUAUGUAACUCUUAUCUUUCAGUGUUGGAAGUCUUUAGAGACUGUAAUUGCAGCUGAAUGUCAGGCCUUGACCCUUCAGUCCCUAGGAAACUUGAAAGAAGCCCAAGAGCUUUUAGAGAGGUGUCUUGAUUCCCGAAGAGCUUUACUCCCUGAGGACCACAUUCAGAUUGCUGCAAAUUUGCUACAUCUUGCUAGAGUUAAAAUAGUUAAAAUACUCGCCCCCAAUAAGCUCAAGAAGAGUAAUGCUAAUCAAGUAAGGGCUGAGCUUGAUAUGACAAAAGAUCUUUUAAGCAAGUCAAUAAGUGUGGCUCGGGAAAACCUGGUGCCUUCUGUGAAAGAGAAAAGACAUAAACAGUCUUAUGGAGAAUCUAUGACAACAGCAAGGAGCAGGCAAUCAGCACUGAUUAUCCUGUUGCAAUCGCUUGAUGCUCUUUCAUCGCUGGAGAUGAAAAAGCUGGAGCUGGAAGAUUCAAAGGACCCUUAAAGCUCUGAGGCUGAGAACGCUCUUCGUGGAUGCAUUUCUGCAUACAAGGAGUUUGUAACUGAGAAGUCACUGUCUGAUGCUCCUGGAGUAAAAGCUGAAUACAUCUUGUGCUUGAAGCAUCUAGUUGAUCUAUUAACCGUUAACAAGACCUCGAGCAAAGAUCGAUCUAGCAAUGCUGCUUUACAAGAGUUGAAAGAUGAAAUCAAGCGCGUACAAGUUGACCUGUCGAAGAAAGGAGGGCGUAGAAGCUGAACUCUCAAUGAAAGGAGCGCAAUGAAUUGCCAACGGGAUGGAUAAUUGUCCAUAGCAUAUGCAUUUCUUGCAACAUGAAUAGAUAGGUGUUAGAGUUCCACAUGCAGAACUCUGCAAAAAGUGAAAUUUACAUGUCGUUGACUUACAAGUCGUCGGGCCAACAGCGUUUUGUCCCUUUUUUUUUUUUUUUCAAAAUUAAGAGUUCCUUUUGGAAUUUUUGAUUUAAAAAAGUGCCCUUUUCGUUCUGGACUCCAUUAUUUUAUUAUAUUGAUCCUUUUUACUUGUAAUUACCUAUUAAGUAAUCUCAUUGUGUGCACAUCUUUUUUGCAUGCAGUAAGUGCACAAUAUGUAUUUGCACUCUAAUUACAUAAUAGUUGUACUUAAAGUACUUUCAAGAAA